Messenger RNA from Pseudovirgaria hyperparasitica, 3339 nucleotides. Its product is annotated as P-loop containing nucleoside triphosphate hydrolase protein. The coding region runs from base 1 to 3339 and encodes 1112 amino acids. The record is from RefSeq and is a predicted model, not a curated record. The transcript has 8 exons. Lineage: Eukaryota; Fungi; Ascomycota; Dothideomycetes; Acrospermales; Acrospermaceae. Gene Ontology annotation, cellular component: nucleus; Smc5-Smc6 complex; site of double-strand break. Gene Ontology annotation, biological process: double-strand break repair via homologous recombination. Gene Ontology annotation, molecular function: damaged DNA binding; single-stranded DNA binding.
AUGUCCACCGAUGAAGUCAGGCCAACAGAGAGUCCGCAACCCGAACCAUUGCGCAAUGAUGGUGAUAAUCUCAUCCACAUCGAUAUCGACGCGCUAGACGAUGUCGAAACCAUUCAGAAGAUUCAUGAGGUUCAGGAACAGGACGAUAGCAGAGCCGAAAAGAUACGUCAAGCACGCCCGGAACCAUCAAUCGAACGUCCUGCAGCCGACAACGCCAUCAUCGAGCAAGUCAUAGUGGAGAAUUUCAUGAACCACGCCCGACUCAAGAUCACACUCGGUCCUUUCAUCAACUUCAUCGUUGGGCGCAAUGGCAGUGGGAAGAGCGCAGUGUUGGCCGCCAUAAGUCUAUGCCUGGGUGGCAAGUCAAAAGAGCGCGCCUCAAGUAUACGGGGUUACAUCAAGCAGGGCGAAGAAUCUGGCAUGGUCAGCGUCAAGCUCAAGAACCAAGGGUCAUCUGCAUACCAGCCUGAGCAAUACGGCGACUCCAUAAUCGUCGAGCGACACAUUUCCAAGUCGAGUGGCAGUAGCUACAAGAUCAAAAACGCCAUGGGGAAAAUCGUUACUACCAGGGCGUCGGAUUUGGCGGAUAUCAUGGACUCCUUUGCUAUGCAGAUUGACAACCCCAUUACCAUCUUGUCCCAAGACGCGGCGAAGUCGUUCCUCGUCACCUCUACGCCCUUCGAGAAAUACCAAUUCUUCCUCAAAGGAACUCAGCUGGAGCAAUUGGCCAAGGACUACAGACUGCUGGAAGACACUCUGGACGCGCUCGAAGCUCAGAAGACGAAGAGCGAAGCUAGUCUUCGUGCCGCGGAAUCGCGGAAGACUGCCGCUAAGAAGAGAUUGGAUGCUUCUGCCUCACAGGAGGUUCUCAGGGAACAGAUCGAAAAGGUUCGGAAACAAACAGCAUGGAGACUGGUCACCGAUGAAGAAGAAAGCCGAGAUAGACUGGUACAGGAGUUAACCCUGGCCGAGAGCAUGGUCCAGCAACAACAGGCUACCCUAGCUGACGUCGAGACAAGGUAUUCAGAGUUACAAGUCCAACUCGAAAAGGCAUGCGAACAUGCCAAUGAAGCAGAGGCAGCAGUUGGGCCGAUCAAAGCCGACCUUGACACGAAGAAGAGUGAAAUCGACUCCCUUGCCGCCGACAUGCAAAGUGCCUUGGAAGAUGAGCGCAACAUGCAGGGAGAGAUUCAGUCGAAGAGGAAUGAAAUCUCCCAGAACCAGAAUAAGAAGGAUGAGGCAUUGAAACGGCAGUCAGCCGCCGAUGAUGGUUCAUUGGCUCGAAUACACGACGAAAUUAGCGAAGCCAAGAGUAGGCUCGAAGAAGCCACCCAGAGACUAGAUGUGCACACCGCGAGAUUUCCAGUAGUCGAGCGAGAACAAAAAGAAGCACAACAUCAACUUGAUGACUCAAAGUCUAAGCUGGACGCUAGCAGGGCGGACAUGCAGCGAGCGCAACAAAUGCUGGACGAGCACACUAACAAACAAAGCAACUGGAUGGGCGGGUAUCGCAGAGAAUUAUCCAGUGUACUCCGUGCCAUCGAAGCCGAACGUCGCUUCAAGACUGCUCCCAUUGGGCCCAUGGGAAGACAUAUACAACUGCUGAAACCUGAAUGGUCUUCCGUGCUUGAGUCGUCCUUUGGGAUGCUCCUGAAUGCGUUCGUAGUGUCAGACAAGAAUGAUCAAAGCCUCCUACACCAGAUAUUCAAGAAAGCACGCUAUCAUGCUCCAAUUUACAUAAACAAUGGUGAACGGAUAAACGUUGACCAAGAGCCCGAUCCGCAACAGCUCACCUGGCUCCGCGCUCUAAAAAUUACUAACGAAAAAGUCCGCAACGUUUGCAUUAUCGUGCAGUCUAUAGACCAGAUAGCGCUCAUCCCAAGCCGUGCCGUGGCCUCUGACUUUGUGAAUUCCCAUCCUAGAAACGUCAAGGCAUGUCUCGCAAUGCAUGAGACAAAAAAGGGCUCCGGACACAGGCUCAUCGCAUCCGCGACCGGAGGCCGGGCCAUGAAUAACAUUCAAGCAUACCCAGGUCACCCACGAAUGCAAUCGGAUGCCGGCACUCAACUCACCAUCUACCGUGACAACCUUGAGCACACCAAACAUGAAUAUCAAGUCAUGCAACGGAAAGUGAAAGAAUUAGAGGCAGUGUUGCGCCAGAGAAGAGACGUCCUGGUCAGUUUCAACAAAGAGACCCGAAACCUUCGUGUUGCCAAGGAAAAGGCUGCAGACGACAUUGAGAUAUUGAAGGAACAGCUUGAAGAUGCCACCCCUCAGGCCGCUGGCGAACUUGCAGUUUUCGACAGGCAGAUCAGCCUGGCUCAGACAGCUUUGUCUGUUGCUGAAGACUCACUCAGGGCGUCCAGACAGGAGAGAACGAAUAGUCAUCAGGCUCAGACUGCAUUGAAGACAGCAUGGGAGGAGAUCAAACAAAGACUCAAAAAGUACGAGCGCCAGGCGGCAAGGGCAAAAUCCACACGGGAUGAAAUAGAAAAGGCUCGGCAGACGAUGCUGUAUGAGAAGAGCCAGGCCGUUGCCGCCGUCCAGAAUGCCGUAGCUGAGCAAGGUAGAGCCGAACGAGACGUCAAGUCCCAGGAAGCCAGAAUCGCCGAAGCUGAGGAGUUGGCUACGGAUGCAGCUGGUCCCCGUGUACAGGUCGACUUGAACGAUACAUCAAAGCAACUCGAAAGCCGUUAUUUGCGACUCCAGCGCGAGCUCCAAACGAAUAUAGCUUCAACGGGUGCUACUCACCAGGAACUUUGCCAGCUUGCGGCUGAGGCUACGGCAGAUCGCAAUGAAAUUGCCCGUAAUGUGAAUGUUAUUAAGAAACAGGCCGACGCCCUGAAACACUCCAUGGCCGAUAGACUGGCCCGUUGGCAGAAGUUCCGAAGAUACAUAUCAUCAAGGGCUCGCAUCAUGUUCACAUACCUGCUCCAACAGCGCCGUUUUAGGGGUCACCUGAAGAUCGACCCGCACAAAAAACAACUCGACAUCUCCGUCGAGCCCGAUGCAACCAAAGAGGGCGAAACAGGGAGACAGUCGAAGACAUUGUCCGGUGGGGAGAAGUCAUUCUCGACCAUCUGCCUGUUGUUGGCUCUCUGGGAUGCCAUGGGCUCCCCUCUUCGAUGUCUAGAUGAGUAUGACGUGUUCAUGGACAACAAGAUACGAUCCGAAAGCACGAAGAUGAUGAUCCAAGCCGCGCGGCAGUCUGUCAGUCGCCAGUUCAUUCUGAUCACGCCGCAUGGUGUGAGUGAUGGGCAUACGGAGAAGGAUAUUAAUGUGUUUAGGAUGCCAGAUCCAGAGCGUGGACAGCAGACCUUGCCUUUCAGCGUAUCGUGA